Molecule: messenger RNA, 1148 nt
Organism: Lolium rigidum
Lineage: Eukaryota; Viridiplantae; Streptophyta; Magnoliopsida; Poales; Poaceae
Product: protein PGR-like
Exons: 5
Coding region: 1-876 (291 amino acids)
Cellular component (GO): membrane
Source: RefSeq, a predicted model, not a curated record
AUGGAUCAGGGCGGCGGCGGCGUCUGGAUCCGCGGGGCGGUGGCUGUCGCCGCGGGCGGCGCGAUCGCGGCGCGCGCGGUCCGGCGGAAGUCCGUGGACUACACCGCCGUCUUCGUCGGCGUCCCGGCCAUGGUGGCACACACCGUCGCCGGGUACAGGUUCGCGGGGCUACUGCUGGUGUUCUUCUUCACGGCGUCGCGGGUGACGAGGGUCGGCGAGGCAAGGAAGCGCGCGCUCGAUCCCGAGUUCAAGGAGGGCGGCCAGCGCAACUGGAAGCAAGUAUUGUCAAACAGCGGUAUUGCGACUGUCUUGGCAGUCCUUAUAACACUAAUUACUGGAGGUAAAGACAGAUGCUUGGAUUCAAAAGAGUCGGGUCUUGUAACUGCCCUUAUCGGUGGUGUUAUUGGACAUUAUUCUUGCUGCAAUGGUGAUACAUGGUCUUCCGAGCUUGGCAUACUUAGCAAAUCCGAACCACGAAUUAUCACCACAUUCAAGAGGGUGCGGAAGGGGACCAAUGGCGGGGUAACCAUUGAUGGACUUCUUGCAGCAGCAGCAGCUGGAUGCUCGAUUGGGCUUGCAUUUGUGUUAAUAGGAUUCUUAACCACCCAGUGUGCUUCUGAUGUAUUUUGGAGGCAGCUGCUUGUUAUACCCUUAGCUACAGCUGCUGGCCUAUGUGGAAGUCUGAUUGAUUCGUUGCUGGGCGCAACGGUUCAGUAUAGUGGGUACUGCAGUGUUCGCAAAAAGGUUGUUGGAGUAGGCGGUCCUACCGUAAGGAGGAUUUCCGGAAUGAACAUACUGGACAACAAUGGUGUUAAUGUAGUGUCUGUGUUCUUUACAACUCUACUUACUGCCUUUGCAUGUACAUUCAUCUUCUGAGGUCUAGGUGAGUGGUAGUGUUAGCAACGCAUGACCCUGGGUAACUAGGAACACAAGUAGUCAAUUAGAACACCAAAUCUUGAAUAGUGCCAGCCAUUGUCCAUUUUGACAGUUGUUUUAGCAUCAGUAUUUCAUGGUAAGCGCUGAUUUUUUAAUGUAAAAGUUCACUUGUAGUUAUCCGAUUCAGAUUUUACAUUGAAUAUUCGGAUAGAGGAAUGUCUGUAUCAUAAUAUUGAUUCACUCUAACUAUUUAUUUUCUAUGAUCCAUUUUA